CUGCCACUGUCCCUCAUCCCUCCAGCGUGCCCUGGCAAACAGGGCUGUCCCACCCCCAGGGAAGGACUCAGUUUUUCUCUGUGCUGAAUUUCUGCAGCUCAACAAGGCCCCGCACACCAGCACAGCCCACACCAUCCUGCUGAGCAGAGACCAAUAACAGUGUUAACCAGCAGAGCACCAGGAGCCUGGUGCUGUUGGCUUUAGGGUGACAGCAGCAGGUCUCAGGGCUUGGGAAGUGUUAGCACUCUCCGGUGGCUGUCACCAUGCAGCAAAAAGGAAGGUGUUUCUCUGCUGGGUUGUGGGCAGGCUUCCCUUCGCUGUGCAGCCCUGGCAGCUCAGGUCAAUGCUCAGUGUUGUGCCCAAGCUCUUCUUUGCAUAGAGCAGUGCUGGGGAGACGAACCACCAUGGCCAGCUGAGCAACGGUAUCAAGGCACUGCGGUGACCAUCGGCUAAGCAGUAGGAGGGCCACAUGGAUGUGGACCUGGACUUUUGCUUAUGUCCCAUGUGUCACUCUUGUUCCUACCUGCAAGCUCGGGUGCACCUGGGCUUAGGCAUGUGAGCAUCGUGCCCAUGGGUGGCACAGGAGCCCUGGGCUUGGCUGGCAGCGGGGAUGCCCCAACACAUCACUCACCAUUCUGGGCUGAGGGGUCAUCAGCACAAUGGGGUUGGGCAGGAUAGGGUGAGAAGGGAAAGAAAAAUAGAGCCCGGAGUCCACUGGGGAGGCGAAGCAGCUCUAACCGUUAGCACUAUUUCAGUGAGCUUGAGGUGGGAGGUUACUGGCCAACCCACAGAAAGAAGCAAGGGGAUUGCAGAAAGGAAAUGAGUACGUGGCUGUUGCCUCAGGAGAAGCUGCAAGCCCUGGGGGAGCAGUGCCUUGGGACAGGAGCAGAGCAGCCCUGGGGUGGCUGGGAUACCUGCAAAGCAGCAUGAAGCACAUGCUCCUGGACACAGUCCUACUGUUCCUGCUGCUUUCUGACGCCGCGGGAGGCCAGGACAGCUGUGACGCACUUCAGCGGGGGGACAGGAUCGAAGAAUGCUGUAACAUCACGGUGGAGCCAGAGGAGAGGAACGAGGCCCCCGGCCUGCCCCUGGACCUGCCCCGUCACUGCGCAGAGCUGCGCCGCUCCACCCGCCCUGCCUGCCGCUGCCUGCAGGCACGCUGGCUCAGGUUGGUGCAGAUGGCAGGGCCGGCACUGAGCGGCACAGACAGGCUGCAGGCACUGCACCUGAACGUCAGCAGAGGCCUGGCCCGCGACCUCCUCCUCUCCUUCUCCCCAGCUCAGGGCCCCAUGACAAUCAGCUCUAUGGAGGAGGGAAAAGCAGGCAAAAUCCGUCUCCCUCGGGAGGUAUUCCAGUCCCUGAGCAGCCAGGCAGCACAUGUGGUGGUGACAGUCCUCAACAUCAAGCAACUUGGCAUGUUUGAGGAGGACAACCAGAUGGGGCAGGUCUUGGAUGACACUGUGGUGGGCAUCAUGGUGGAGGAUUUGGACAUCUCUGGGCUGCAGGACCCUGUGCAUUUCACCUUUGCCCACCAGCAGCUGCCCCCUGUAAGUUGGAUGUGCCCUCCCUCUCCCUGUCUGUCCACUGAGGCACAGGCUCACACCACUCUCCUCUUUGCAGAAUGUCACCCCACUGUGCGUCUUCUGGGAGCCCAACAAAGGGCAGGCAGGUGGCUGGAGCACCAGAGGAUGUGUCACACUGCCUGGGGACAAGGAGACAGUCUGUUCCUGCAACCAUCUCACCUUCUUCACCCUCCUCCUGGUGACAACCCCAUUCCCUACAGCUCCUGCUUUUACCCUGGCUAUGCUGCCAGCCCAUCCCUCAGCUACUUGGUCCCUCAAGUGUCACCACUAGCUGCACAGAGCCAGUCGUUUCUGCUCCCAGGCAAGCCCAGGCCUUUCUUAAAAACAACCUUCGGCCCCAGCUUCAUGCCCUUCCCCUUCCGGCAGGAGCAUAUCAGUAGGGGAUGUAAAGGGUGGAAGCGGACUGACUCUGGAAGCACUGAGACUCAGGGUCCCUUCCCUCAUCUUGUGCUCACACCUCGAGAGAGGUUGCAUCUCCUCAGAUCUACCCCCACCUCCCCUCUCCCUGGAGAUCUGAGGGAAAGACCUGAGGGUUCUGGGCUUGUGAGGUCCUGCAGCACCUCACCAGGAGUUCUCCUCCUGUGCUGCAGGACCCCACUCAGCCCUGUGGUUCUUGCAGCUGUAGCUAGGUUUUCUAGGCUGGUUUGGACCCAUCUGACCCAGGGUGCACGUGUUUGGCAGAACCCGGCUCUGAACACGUCCAUGGCACAGACGUUGGUGGCUGUGGCCAAUACUGGCUGUGGGGUGGCUGUGGCUUUCUCCAUCUUCACCAUUGCCUUCUAUAUUUUCUUAAGGUGCAGCUACCAGCAAUUCAGGUCUGAGGAGACCCUCCGCACCAACCUGGGGCUUCACAUGAACCUGGUCAGCAGCCUGCUCCUGCUCAACCUGGCUUUCCUGCUCAACAGUGGGGUCUCCAGCAGGGCCAUGCCGGGGCUGUGCAGUGCCCUGGGGGGGCUCACUCACUACUGCCUUCUCUGCUGCUUCACCUGGACUGCACUGGAAGGCUCUCAUCUCUACCUUCUCUUCAUCAAGGUCCUUGGCACCUACAUACACCACUACCUGGCAAAGCUGUGCCUCAUCGGAUGGGGCUUCCCUGCUCUGGUGGUGGUUGUGGCAGGAGCCAUGGGCAGCUAUGGAGAAUACAGCAUUCGGACGACGGACCAGCAGACUGUAGUCCACCUGUGCUGGAUCAAUUCCGAACACCUCCUUGUCCACUACAUCACGAACUGUGGCUAUUUCAGCCUUGUCUUCCUCUUCAACACAGCCAUCUUUGGGGUGGUGGCCUGGAAGAACUGCCACCUGUGGAGCACUGGAAUGGUGCAGGGGCACUGCAAAGCCUGGAGAGUGGCCCUGGCGGCUGUGGGGCUUUUCUGCCUGCUGGGAGCCACCUGGGCGCUGGCAUUCCUCAGCUAUGGCAGCUCCUCAGUACCUAUGCUCUACCUCUCUGCCAUCCUGAACUCCCUUCAAGGCCUCUUCAUCUUCAUCUGGCUGGUCGUCCUCUACUACCCAAAGAUGGAGGAGACCACCAACUCCCUCUCCCACAUCAUGAGGAACGACAGAACCGUGGCUGGGUCACAGGGAUAGCUGCUGGCUGGACUUCCUGCCAGUGAGCACACUUGCUGCCCGCGAGCUUUCAGCCUGAAGGACACAGCUUUCUGUGGAGGACAAGCACCCCAGCUGACCAGUGUGGUCCUGGCCCUCACCCAUACCUCAGUUUAUCCUUCGUUGGGUUUGAUCCACCCUAGCAGGACUUUUUGCUUUGGCUGUCCUUUUGCUCCUAGGGGCCUGCCUUGGGCAGCACACAGCACCUUGGUGCAAGGAAUCCCGACACUGCCCUUCUGUCAAAGUCCCUGCAGGCUUCAUGGCCUCAGAAGUGCUCUGAUCUUGUUCCCCAGGGACUCUUGCUGUGGCCCAUGAGCUGGCUACCUUCAUCCUGGAUGGGGCCAUGCUGAUCUUUGCCCAUAAUUCCCAGCAGGAGAUGGACUUGGGCACUGGACCAGGCCAGGGGUGAGUUUUCCUGCUGUACCCAGACUCUGCAGACCCCAUGAGGGUCAGGUCUGGGAAUUAGCAAAAGAGGUUUAUCCACCAGGCAUCUUUACAAUACGGCCUCUCCAAAUGAACCUGGUAGAAUUCUUCAGGCAGUGGAUCUGCUGCGCUUGUCUCCUGCAGAACACUGCAGCUAGUAGCGACUUCCAUGAGGACACCACACUUCAGCCCAUUGGGCACUAGGGUGCUGCAUUCCCCAUACCCUCAGCCAGCUGUGGCUGCUCCCAAGCUGCACUGUCCCCUCCAUGCUGUAUUACAUCUCUGUGUGCAAGUAAACACCUAUCAUCUCAGAGAAAACAGUUAUCUUGUCCAAUCCACGUCUGUUUUAGCAUUAAAACUUUGCUAGCUG
Molecule: messenger RNA, 3978 nt
Organism: Cygnus olor (mute swan)
Lineage: Eukaryota; Metazoa; Chordata; Aves; Anseriformes; Anatidae
Gene: ADGRG3
Product: adhesion G protein-coupled receptor G3
Exons: 11
Coding region: 927-3167 (746 amino acids)
Biological process (GO): adenylate cyclase-activating G protein-coupled receptor signaling pathway; cell surface receptor signaling pathway
Cellular component (GO): membrane
Molecular function (GO): G protein-coupled receptor activity
Source: RefSeq, a predicted model, not a curated record